Molecule: messenger RNA, 309 nt
Organism: Plenodomus lingam JN3
Lineage: Eukaryota; Fungi; Ascomycota; Dothideomycetes; Pleosporales; Leptosphaeriaceae
Biological process (GO): cellular response to oxidative stress
Cellular component (GO): cytoplasm; nucleus
Molecular function (GO): glutathione disulfide oxidoreductase activity
Source: RefSeq, a predicted model, not a curated record
AUGGCCGCCUCAAAGGCCAAAGUCCAAUCCAUCAUCGAAGAGAACCCGGUUGCCGUCUUCAGCAAGUCAUGGUGCCCGUACUGUAGACAGGCCAAACAACUGUUGAGUGAGAGUGGCGCAAAGUUUUAUGCCAUUGAGUUGGAUCAAGUCGAUGAUGGAUCCGCCAUCCAGUCUGCUCUGGGCGAAAUGACGGGCCAGACUACGGUGCCUAGCAUAUUCAUUGCGCAGAAGCACAUUGGUGGCAACUCGGACCUGCAGAGCAAGAGGAGGGAGUUGAAGAAUAUGCUCAAGAGUGCUGGUGCCCUCUAG